ACAGACUGGCGCACACGACAGCGCCGGGGCUGCACACAACCGUGUCAUAUUCGACUGAAAUGAGGUCAACAUGGGCGCCAAAGAGUCGCGGAUAGGCUUCCUUUCAUAUGACGAGGCCGUCAGACGAGUUACUGAUGUGGAGCUCAAGCGGCUUAAAGAUGCCUUCAAGAGGACCAGCGGCCUUUCCGCCUACAUGACCCAGCAGUGCUUCUACAAGGAAGUACUGGGAGAUGGAGUUCCACCCAAGGUUGCAGAGGUGAUCUGCAACUCAUUUGGUGGCACCUCAAAAGGGCUUCACUUCAACAACCUCAUCGUUGGCCUGGUUCUGUUGACAAGAGGACGGGAUGAAGAAAAAGCCAAAUACAUCUUCAGCCUGUUCGCCAGCGACUCGGGCAGCUACGUGGUGCGAGAGGAAGUCGAGAGCCGGAUCAGCGCCGUCGACGGGGAGGUUCCGUCCUCGCUGAGGAAGUGCUUCUUAGAGGGUGAGAAGGUGAACUAUGAGAAGUUCAAGAGUUGGCUCCUUCAGAACCGGGAGGCGUUUACUUUCUCCCGCUGGCUGCUGUCGGGCGGAGUAUGCGUCACCCUGACCGAUGACAGCGACACGCCAACCUUCUACCAGACGCUGGCUGGUGUCACACACUUAGAAGAAUCGGAUAUUAUCGACUUGGAAAAGCGCUACUGGCUUCUAAAAGCUCAAUCAAGGACCGGCCGCUUUGACUUGGAAACCUUCGCCCCUCUAGUCUCACCUCCUAUUCAUGCUCCACUAAGUGAAGGCUUAUUUCACGCCUUCGAUGAGAACCGAGACAAUCACAUUGACUUCAAGGAGAUUUCAUGUGGGCUCUCAGCGUGCUGCCGAGGUCCUGUGGCAGAAAGGCAGAAAUUUUGUUUUAAGGUGUUUGACACAGAUCGGGACGGGAUUCUGUCACGAGAUGAGGUGCACAACAUGGUGGUGGCGUUGCUGGAAGUGUGGAAGGACAACCGCACCGACACUCUGCCUGAAUUGGAUUCCAGCUCUUCUGAUAUUGUUGAAGAUAUCCUCAAGCUACACGACACAACAAAACAGGGACAGUUAACACUGGAGGACUAUCAGAUAUGGAGUGUGAAGAGCGCCCUCGCCGGCGAGUUCCUCAACCUCCUCUUUCAGGUGUGCCACAUAGUUCUGGGCUUGCGACCCUCUACGCCCGAUGAGGAAGGCCAGAUUAUCAGGGGGUGGCUGGAGAGAGAAAGCAGGCAUGGACUGCAGCCCAGCCAGAACUGGUUCCUCAUCUCGAUGCAGUGGUGGAGGUUAUGGAAAGACUACGUCAAAUAUAAGUCCAUUGUGGUGGACCAGCCGGUCAUUCAGGGUAACGGCAGGAGGACUCCACUGUCGUCCAUAUCUGCUGAACCUGCCCUGGCUAGAGGUACAACAGUGGCUCGAUCAGUCAGCUCUCCAGGAGAAAAAUCCCCAAAUACUACCUGGGAGGCCUCCGCAGGAACCCGGAACAGUCAGAUGCCACAUGUGAGCUCCUCCGCUACAGACAUCUGCUUUGCUCGCCAGCACAACGCUUUGGAUCACAAUAACCAGUGUUUCCCUUCCGCCAACGGCCACCUGCCCAACCAACUGGCUACACAGCGGCCCGGCGCCAUCGACAACCAGUCACUGGUCACCACUGAGCCCAUGAAGGCACCCACAUUAACCAUGGAGGGUGGACGUCUCAGAAGAACCCUGAACUUGAUUGCUGGCUUGGACUUUGAGACGGUACCGGAACCUGUGUGGCGGGCACUCUACCACUGGUACGGCGCCAACCUCAGCCUGCCCAGACCGGUGAUCAAGUCCGUCGACACAGAUCAGACAGAGCUGGAGCUCUUUCCACGUUACCUCCUUUUCCUACGGCAACAGCCAGCCACCCGCACCCCCCAGUCCAACAUCUGGGUUAACAUGGGUAUGAGCAGCCUGCGAAUGUUUCCUCCGCACUUUUCUAGAGGCAAUGUACCGUCUCCGAAUGCUCCUCUGAAGCGAGUGCUGGCCUAUACGGGCUGUUUCAGUCGGAUGGACACUGUUAAAAACAUCCAUGAGUACCUGUCCCAAAGGUUACGCAUCAAAGAGGAAGACAUGCGUCUCUGGCUCUACAACAGUGAGAAUUACCUCACACUUCUUGAUGAUGAAGAUCACACUUUAGCAAGUUUGAAUAUUGAAGAUGAGCAGCAUUUAAUAAUUGAAGUUCGAAACAAAGACAUGAGCUGGCCGGAAGAAAUGUCCUUCAUUGCCAACAGCGGCAAAAUCGACAGACACAAAGUUCCUACAGAGAAAGGUGCCACAGGCCUAAGUAACCUGGGUAAUACAUGCUUUAUGAACUCCAGUAUUCAGUGUGUGAGCAACACCAAGCCCCUCACGGACUACUUUAUCACAGGACGACACCUCUAUGAGCUGAACAGAACCAAUCCUUUAGGAAUGAGAGGACAUAUGGCUAAAUGCUAUGGAGAUUUGGUACAGGAACUGUGGAGUGGAACACAGAAAAACAUCGCACCUUUAAAGCUCAGGUGGACGAUAGCAAAGUACGCACCGAGAUUCAACGGCUUCCAGCAGCAGGACUCUCAGGAGCUGCUGGCAUUCCUGUUGGACGGACUCCACGAGGACCUGAAUCGCGUCCACGAGAAACCCUACGUAGAGCUGAAGGACAGCGACGGCCGGCCGGACGCAGAAGUGGCCACAGAGGCAUGGGAGAAUCACCUCAGGAGAAACCGUUCCAUUGUGGUGGACCUGUUUCACGGCCAGCUCAAAUCCCAGGUCAAGUGUAAGACAUGCGGCCACAUCAGCGCUCGCUUCGACCCCUUUAACUUCCUCUCCCUGCCCCUUCCCAUGGACAGCUCCAUGCACCUCGAGAUCACAGUCAUUAAGCUGGAUGGUUCAACACCGGUGCGCUUUGGUCUCCGUUUGAACAUGGACGAGAAGUACACGGGUCUGAAGAAGCAGCUGAGUGAGCUGUGCAGCUUAAAGCCGGACCAGAUCCUCUUGGCUGAGGUCCACUCUUCCAACAUUAAGAACUUUCCUCAAGACAACCAGAAGGUGCGUCUGUCUGUAAAUGGCUUCUUGUGUGCGUUUGAAAUUCCUGUGCCUGGUUCUCCCACCUCCCUCACCUCUCCAGCACCAGUUGACGCUACACUGAUGGUCAACGGCUCUGCUCAAAACGGCCACUCUGACAAACCUGGCCUCAUACUGAACGGUACAGCUGGCAUGCCUGUCUGCAGCGGCUCUGAGAAAAGUCUGGCUAAUGGCAUGCCAAACACAGCGGUGCCCCCCAGCUCAGAAAAGAGCCUCGCCAAUGGCAUCCCUAACGGCCACGCCACCCCUAUCCAGGACAGCCCUUUUAUUGGCUACAUCAUAGCCAUGCACAGGAAGAUGAUGCGGUCAGAGCUGUACUUCCUGUCAUCUCAGAAGAACAGGCCCAGUUUGUUUGGUAUGCCUCUUAUUGUGCCCUGUACAGUACACACUAGUAAAAAGGACCUCUACGAUGCUGUGUGGAUCCAGGUGUCCCGUCUGGCCAGUCCUUUGCCGCCUCAGGAGGCCAGCAACCAUGCCCAGGAUUGUGAUGACAGCCUGGGUUACCAGUAUCCUUUUACCUUGCGGGUAGUGCAGAAGGAUGGGAACUCGUGUGCCUGGUGUCCGUGGUACAGGUUUUGUCGAGGCUGCACAGUGGAGUGUAACGAGGACAGAGCAUCACUAGGAAACACUUACAUCGCUGUAGACUGGGACCCUACAGCCCUGCACCUCCGUUACCAAACCUCCCAGGAAAGGAUAGUGGAAGAGCACGCGAGUGUUGAGCUGAGUCGACGUGCGCAGGCUGAGCCCAUCAGUCUGGACAGCUGCUUAAAGGCCUUCACCAGUGAGGAAGAGCUGGGUGAGGAUGAGCUCUACUACUGUUCCAAAUGUAAAACCCACUGCCUGGCCACCAAGAAGCUGGAACUCUGGAGGCUGCCACCCAUACUGAUUGUCCACCUAAAACGCUUCCAGUUUGUAAACGGUCGUUGGAUCAAGUCUCAGAAGAUAGUGAAGUUUCCACGUAGGGGCUUCAAUCCCAGUGCAUUUUUGGCGCCACGAGAGGCGGCUCAGAGUGCCUGGAGCCUGCAGAGUCAGAGCGAGUGUCUGGUGGAGGAGCUCCAGAAACUGCACAGCAGAGAAUCCUCAGUGUCUUCCGUCUCCACCAUCACUGUAGUCAGCCCUCCUAUAUCUGGCAGAGGCGCCCCAUGUUCAAUCAGAAGAGUGGGGAGCCCCCUGAGCAGAAGCAACAGCCCCAGCAGCAGCCCCAAGAGCCCCAGCCGGAGACAGGGACGCCUGCGUCUUCCUCAGCUGGGCAGCAAACACAAACUCUCUAACAGCAAAGAAAACCUAGACAGCAGCAGCAGUAGCUGUAAGGAGAGUAUCUCAGAGCCAGAACCCAACAUUACCACAGAAGGGGAGCCUCAGGGGCCCGGAGUUUCCAACACACAGGACUCCUCCUGGUCAUCAGAUGCCUCUAAUACUGACUCUCAUGUUGUAAUGAUGAACGGGCUGGACCUAGAGAACAACCACAGUGACAGGCACUCUGAGACUAGCACAGAAACGGAUAGCGCUUCUCAGCAAACGGACAUCUGCCCUGAGCCCCUGUAUAACUUAUAUGCAAUCUCGUGUCAUUCAGGAAUAAUGGGAGGGGGUCACUAUGUGACCUACGCUAAAAACCCCAAUGAGAAAUGGUACUGUUACAAUGACAGUAGCUGCAAGGAGCUUCACUCGGAGGAGAUCGACACAGAUUCAGCCUACAUUCUUUUCUACGAGCAACAAGGAGUCGACUACUCUCAAUUUCUGCCAAGAACUGACGGCAAAAAGAUGGCAGACACUACCAGCAUGGAUGAAGACUUCGAGUCCGACUAUAAGAAGUACUGCGUGCUUCAGUGAUCCUGCGCUCUUCCACUUUUAAAGCACUUAGCGACUUUUCUUCAGUAUCCCGUCUCACGUGCAGUGAAGACUGAAACGGUCGAGAAGCUGCGGUUCCUGAAGUGCAACAAUCGGCUCCGCUGCUGCUUACUGUUUCAGAAGGCCUGACCGGUCUUUAGGCCAUCGAAUGAAUGGUCAGGUGAGGUUGUGAGAAAGUAAUUGAGAGAGUGAAAGAGAACUCGCCAAGUGAACAAAUCGGGCUCGGACCACAAUAUUCAUUCCCUGGACGUAAUUUUGACUUGAUUGGUGUUUGGGAUCCCACAUCUGUUGCACCUUGUGCUUAUUUAUGUAUUUAUCUGGCCGUAGAGUCGACAGCGCUCUCAUCCUCAGUAGGUUUUAUGUGUUUCACAUAUUUAUAAGACAACAUGUGGCCAGUUAUGAUAAGCAAGUCCCAUCUUCAGUAGGUUUGUUGGAGAGGUUUCUAUCUGUGGGUAUACUACGUGUAGGUAUUCCAAAGUCUCCCAAUUUGAAACCAUUUUCCGUAGAUGUUUUACACUACCUCGCUUAUUUGCAGUUUAUUUGCUUUUCAUUGGAAAAACGCAGUAUUAAAAUACACGUGGCUCGCUAAUCCAUGCAAAUCACUGCCAAAAUGUUUGAUUUUAGCAUUUCAAUAAGAAACACCCAGAACAUUUUACUGCUAAUUUCUCUUUCUAAUAGAAGUUUAUUAGCGGAAUGUGUGCCAGUGUCUUUUUAAAGAUCAGGAGAUAUCUUUAUGAUCUUAAACACGUUUUAAUAUCAUUAUUUUACAUUCCACAGAUGUUUAUUUUAAUAGAAAAGCUUUAAACUGCAUUUUUGUGUCAGCAGUCGAACCUCACAGUGCCAUUACUUCAUCACUAGGAUUCUAGAGUCUUACGAAUCUCAUGCAUAUUAUUUUUGCACCAAAUGCAGACGUUUGAAAAGGCAACAUCUGUAUCUUAGAGAGAGUGGCUAACCAAACCAAAUUGCAUAUUCUUUAAACCAAAUAGUGUAUUCUUCUUAUUAUUUUUAUUAUUAUUUAUUAAAUUGUUCCCUCUCUGCACAUGGCUGGAUUAAACUGGCGGAUAUUAGCGUGAACAAUACAGUACACAUACAGGUUAGUGGCCCAAAUCUCAAUGUUGAACAUUUUUCAGCAUUUAAAAGACGCUUUUAUUUUAUUUUCUAAAACUCUAGGACUCCACCGAACCAC
Messenger RNA from Trichomycterus rosablanca, 6116 nucleotides. RefSeq names its product ubiquitin specific peptidase 32 (gene usp32). Gene Ontology annotation, molecular function: calcium ion binding; cysteine-type deubiquitinase activity. The transcript has 34 exons. The record is from RefSeq and is a predicted model, not a curated record. NCBI's taxonomy places the organism in Eukaryota, Metazoa, Chordata, Actinopteri, Siluriformes, Trichomycteridae. Gene Ontology annotation, cellular component: Golgi apparatus. Gene Ontology annotation, biological process: protein deubiquitination. The coding region runs from base 71 to 4912 and encodes 1613 amino acids.